UUCAGAAGGUGGACGGAUGCACAUACGUAGCAAAGUAACGCCACCUGCCAUCGUCCCACGCGGCUAGGGAAUACUGUUCUUCGUUUUUCUUUUCUUCUUUUUUAAUAUUUCUUCUAUCCUCCAAGGAGUGACCCCUCCUCUGAGUUCGUCGCUCUUCUUUAGAUAAAUAAAUCCUUCUCCCAAAGACUUCCAACAUUUGAACCGGGUAUUCCGAUAUUCAUUCUAGCAAAAGGCCCGAGGGGACUUAUUCCUACAUCAUAGAAUCAAUUGGCUGAUCGGAAGUCCCAGAUGGUGAAGGAGACGGAAUACUAUGACGUGCUUGGAGUCAGCCCCGCGGCUACAGAAGCCGAAAUCAAGAAAGCUUAUUACAUCAAGGCACGGCAGGUUCAUCCAGAUAAAAACCCAAGCGAUCCUCUGGCAGCACAAAAAUUUCAGGUUCUGGGAGAAGCUUACCAAGUUUUAAGUGAUCCAGCUCAAAGACAAGCUUAUGAUGCUCAUGGGAAGUCUGGAAUCUCAACUGAUGCGAUUAUUGAUCCUGCAGCAAUUUUUGCAAUGCUUUUUGGAAGUGAACUUUUUGAGGAAUACAUAGGUCAGCUUGCCAUGGCAUCGAUGGCUUCUCUGGACAUUUUCACUGAAGGGGAGCAAUUUGAUGCUAAACGGUUGCAAGAGAAGAUGAGGAUUGUCCAAAAGGAAAGGGAAGAAAAGCUUUCAGAAAUUUUGAAAGGUCGUCUCAACCAGUAUGUUCAAGGAAACAAAGAUGACUUUGUUAAUCAUGCUGAAGCUGAAGUAGCAAGACUCUCCAACGCAGCCUAUGGAGUUGACAUGUUAAACACAAUUGGUUAUAUAUAUGCCAGACAGGCUGCUAAAGAGCUUGGGAAGAAGGCAAUUUAUUUGGGCGUGCCAUUUGUUGCUGAGUGGUUUAGAAACAAAGGGCACUUCAUAAAAUCCCAGGUCACAGCAGCCACAGGUGCUAUUGCAUUGAUUCAACUGCAGGAGGACAUGAAAAAGCAACUUAGUGCUGAAGGAAAUUAUACUGAAGAAGAGCUUGAAGAGUACGUGCAAUCUCAUAAGAAAUUGAUGAUUGAUUCCCUCUGGAAAUUGAAUGUGGCCGACAUUGAGGCCACUCUUUCCCGCGUCUGUCAACAGGUUCUUCAAGACAACAACGUCAAGAAGGAGGAGCUCCGUGCAAGGGCGAAGGGAUUGAAAACUCUUGGUAAAAUUUUCCAGAGGGUUAAGUCAACCAAUGGGAAUGAGAGUGAACCGGUAGUAAAAGGUUCAGUAGACAAACUGAAUGGAAGUGAACCAAGCCAUGAUGCUUCCCCAAUUUCAACAUUGAAAUCUUCCGGCUACGAAGAAACAUCUUUUGCAACGCAGAGUCCCUAUGUGGAGGCUCCCAAUUUUGCAGGUGCACACUUUAAUAACUAUUUCCCGAGGCCAACACCGCCUCCAGGUGCACAAAGACAUCCGUCGUCCAGCAGGGAUUGAGUGGGUUUGUAUGUAUUGUGUAGGAUAUUAUCUUGUAUUUGUAAGGCUAUAGAUAAUGGUUGUAUGUGUGGAUAACCUUGCUAGAAAGCAGCUGCCAUUCCUUUACUCGGGGGAUGUGUGUCGUGAAUAUGUAUUUAACAGAACAGACUAAUGGCUGUAGUCGGAACUUUUCAUCAUUCUGGCUGGCUGUGUUCACCGUUGGCCGCUUGGUGGUGAUUCUCGAACCCUUUAUUACAUUGGAGUGUGUUUUCGUUGCACCAGUCGGUCACCACGUGCCCCUUUUCAUUGUAGGCUCUUUCAUAAUUCUUUAAAUGUGGUUGGACUUGAACCUGGAUCACACCAUUUCUUAAUUAAUGGGGUCGGGUGUAUUUUAUGUUUUCAGGUUUA
Messenger RNA from Benincasa hispida (wax gourd), 1872 nucleotides. RefSeq names its product DNAJ heat shock N-terminal domain-containing protein. Lineage: Eukaryota; Viridiplantae; Streptophyta; Magnoliopsida; Cucurbitales; Cucurbitaceae. The record is from RefSeq and is a predicted model, not a curated record.